GAACCAUAACAGAGAGAGAUAAAUACUCUCUGAUCUUCUUCUUCAUUAUGCAAUCAGUUGCGAUUGUUAGACGAUCAAUGGCGAGUAUAUCGAGUUCAAUGUCAAUUAAGCAUGGGAUUUCACUUUGGUGUCCUCAAUCUCCAUCUCUCGAUCGUCAUCAUUCUUCGGUGAUUUAUUCCAGAAGCUUCCAUCGGAGAAACUUCGUUGUUUCUGCAUCGUCCUCUUUUGCAAAUCAGAAUCGAGAGUUUGUGAUAGUUGGAGGUGGAAAUGCUGCUGGAUAUGCAGCUAGAACUUUCAUCGAACAAGGGAUGGCUGAUGGAAAGCUCUGUAUUGUUUCCAAAGAGGCAUAUGCUCCAUAUGAGCGCCCGGCUCUGACAAAAGGUUACCUGUUUCCUUUAGACAAAAAGCCAGCUCGUUUGCCAGGGUUUCAUACUUGUGUGGGCUCUGGAGGUGAGAGGCAGACUCCUGAAUGGUACAAGGAGAAAGGGAUAGAGAUGUUUUAUGAAGAUCCGGUGACAGCAAUUGAUGCAGAGAAGCAAACAUUAACAACAAAUUCAGGAAAAUUGCUCAAAUAUGGAUCCCUCAUAAUCGCCACAGGGUGCAGUGCAUCUAGAUUUCCAGAGAAAAUUGGUGGAAACUUGCGUGGUGUUCACUAUAUACGGGAUGUUGCCGAUGCUGAUUCAUUAAUAUCAUCACUGGGAAACGCACAAAAAGUAGUUGUGGUUGGUGGUGGCUAUAUUGGCAUGGAAGUUGCAGCUGCUACUGUUGGCUGGAAACUUGACACAACUGUGAUAUUUCCUGAAAGUCAUCUUCUCCCAAGGCUCUUCACUCCUUCACUGGCCCAGAAAUACGAAGAACUCUACCAAGAGAACGGUGUCAAGUUCAUGAAGGGUGCCUCUAUCAAAAACUUGGAAGCUGGUCCUGAUGGAAAUGUUACUGCUGUUAAACUUGAAAAUGGGUCUACCAUUGAAGCAGAUUUGGUUAUUAUUGGUAUAGGAGCAAAACCUGCAGUCAGUCCUUUUGAUAAAGCUGUCGGUUUAAAUGCAACUGUUGGUGGAAUACAGGUUGAUGGUCUGUUUCGAAGUAAUGUACCAGGAAUUUUUGCUGUUGGUGAUGUAGCAGCAUUCCCACUGAAAAUGUAUAAUAGGAUUUCACGCGUAGAACAUGUGGAUCAUGCUCGUGGUUCGGCUCAGCAUUGCGUAAAAGCAUUACUAACUGCAAACACUCGCAAUUAUGACUAUCUCCCAUACUUCUACUCGAGGGUUUUCGAAUAUGAAGGAACCUCAAGGAAAGUAUGGUGGCAAUUUUUUGGCGAUAACGUGGGGGAGGCAAUUCAAAUUGGGAAUUUCGAUCCAAAAAUUGCGACCUUCUGGUUGGAAUCUGGUAAAUUGAAGGGGGUUCUUCUUGAAAGUGGAUCUCCAGAGGAGUUCAAAUUGCUGCCUAAACUUGCAAGGAGUCAACCAUCUAUUGACAAAGUCAAACUUCAAAGUGCAGCUUCAGUUGAGGAGGCCCUUCAAAUUGCUACAGCUUCUUUACAGAGGUAGAGAUGGAAUGAUAGACGGACACAUAGGCAAAAAGGCUUUAUCUAAGUAAUGCAGAAGGUACAACAAUGCAGAGCAUCUUCUCAAAAGCCUAUCCGUGAAUUCAAUCCUAAAACAUUGGCCUACUUUUUGGUUGUUGGCCAAUUAAUUGUUGAGUAAUAAAGUCAGUGUUUCUCCUGCUCUAAUAAAACCAAUAAUCUGCUGCUUAACUUUGUAUGUGUAGAUUUUAUUUUAUUUUUGAGUAAAUUACGUUUUCGUCCAUGUGAUUUAUUGAAAAUUGCUAUUUUUGACUCUUUGGUUUUUGAAAUUGUGAUAUUCAUCCAUGUGGUUUACAAU
Molecule: messenger RNA, 1877 nt
Organism: Cynara cardunculus var. scolymus (artichoke)
Lineage: Eukaryota; Viridiplantae; Streptophyta; Magnoliopsida; Asterales; Asteraceae
Product: monodehydroascorbate reductase, chloroplastic/mitochondrial
Exons: 18
Coding region: 48-1544 (498 amino acids)
Cellular component (GO): cytoplasm
Molecular function (GO): flavin adenine dinucleotide binding; oxidoreductase activity, acting on NAD(P)H
Source: RefSeq, a predicted model, not a curated record